This is a messenger RNA of Pongo pygmaeus (Bornean orangutan), 1170 nucleotides long. It is a transcript of the gene ESD, whose product is annotated as esterase D. The transcript has 10 exons. Bases 159 to 1007 code for a protein of 282 amino acids. Gene Ontology annotation, molecular function: S-formylglutathione hydrolase activity. The record is from RefSeq and is a predicted model, not a curated record. Gene Ontology annotation, cellular component: cytosol. NCBI's taxonomy places the organism in Eukaryota, Metazoa, Chordata, Mammalia, Primates, Hominidae. Gene Ontology annotation, biological process: formaldehyde catabolic process.
GGGCGGGGCAUCAUAUGGGCGGGGCUGAGGCGAGGCCCCGGCGGCCAUCUUGAGCCCCGCCUUUUACUUCGGACCGCUUCUUCUGGUCACUCCGCCGCCGGAGAAUCGUCUACCAUUUGGUACAAGCAAAAAGCAAUCAGCAAUUGGACAGGAGAAGAAUGGCAUUGAAGCAGAUUUCCAGCAACAAGUGCUUUGGGGGAUUGCAGAAAGUUUUUGAACAUGACAGUGUUGAACUGAACUGCAAAAUGAAAUUUGCUGUCUACUUACCACCAAAGGCAGAAACAGGAAAGUGCCCUGCACUGUAUUGGCUCUCAGGUUUAACUUGCACAGAACAAAAUUUUAUAUCAAAAUCUGGUUAUCAUCAGUCUGCUUCAGAACAUGGUCUUGUUGUCAUUGCUCCAGAUACCAGCCCUCGUGGCUGCAAUAUUAAAGGAGAAGAUGAGAGCUGGGACUUUGGCACUGGUGCUGGAUUUUAUGUUGAUGCCACUGAAGAUCCUUGGAAAACCAACUACAGAAUGUACUCUUAUGUCACGGAGGAGCUGCCCCAACUCAUAAAUGCCAAUUUUCCAGUGGAUCCUCAAAGGAUGUCUAUUUUUGGCCACUCCAUGGGAGGUCAUGGAGCUCUGAUCUGUGCUUUGAAAAAUCCUGGAAAAUACAAAUCUGUGUCAGCAUUUGCUCCAAUUUGCAACCCUGUACUCUGUCCCUGGGGCAAAAAAGCCUUUAGUGGAUAUUUGGGAACAGAUCAAAGUAAAUGGAAGGCUUAUGAUGCUACCCAUCUUGUGAAAUCCUAUCCAGGAUCUCAGCUGGACAUACUAAUUGAUCAAGGGAAAGAUGACCAGUUUCUUUUAGAUGGGCAGUUACUCCCUGAUAACUUCAUAGCUGCCUGUACAGAAAAGAAAAUCCCCGUUGUUUUUCGAUUACAAGAGGGUUAUGAUCAUAGCUACUACUUCAUUGCAACCUUUAUUGCUGACCACAUCAGACAUCAUGCUAAAUACCUGAAUGCAUGAAAAACUCCAAAUAAGAGAAUCUCUUCAGGAUUAUGAAAGUUGUAAAAUGCAACUGUAUUGCUGAGCAAAAAAAAAAAAAAAAAAAUCAAAACAUUGGAUUUUAUAAUGCUAAAAGGGCUUUAUUCUAUAGUUGAAUCACCUCUGAAUAAAGAUAUAAAACCUA